CUCCGACUCAGUAGAUGGCACUACAAUCUGCUGAAUAUCUCAUUCCGUUGGAGCUUCCUGCUUGGCUGAAGAGCUGUGGCAGAGCUCCAAUUCCGUGGAUCGGAAGUAUUAUUAUUGUUUUAUUGGUUAAUGUAGAUGGUAUAACUCAUGUACCAAUUUAUAAUUAUCACACUAACCCCAUGUGCUCAUGUACGAUACUUCACGGUGUAUGGUUCGUGUUUGGACAGGCCUAAGGUUAAAUAGGACGGGUACAUUGUUUAUAUUCUUGCGUAUAAGGGACUGUGAAGUUUUCGAAGCUGUGGGAUUGAAUUCUGAAAUGUCUACGCCGUUCGGUGUCCUGUUUAAAUAAACUGAACGGCUAAUCUGAUCUGAAAAUGAAACAAGAGUACCAGGACCUCAUCUUGCAGGCGUGCGGCGCGUCAAAGAUGAGUGUAGGCGCAAACAUCCAGCCAUUAUGGAGCGGCUAUGGGAAGAUAAUUCGAGUUCAUCUGGAAGGGAGUGAUCGGCCCUCCGUUGUUGUGAAACACGUCAAAUUUCCAAAUGAUACCGAGCGUACGGAUCACUCUCACAUGCGUAAAGCAAAAUCGUACCACAUCGAGAGCCACUGGUACAAGAACUACUCCACCAAGCCCAGCUGCAGGAUACCAGCAUGUCUGGCGACCCAUUCAUGUGGAGAAGAGAUGCUGUUAGUUCUAGAGGAUCUUGAUGCGGCCGGCUUUGAUCAACGAAGGACCAGCGUGAAAGACAGAGAAAUACGUGUUUGUCUCAGAUGGCUGGCACACUUCCAUGCUCUCUUCCUGGGUGUGGAUCCAGAAGGCCUGUGGCCGGUUGGUACCUACUGGCACCUGGAGACCAGGCCAGAUGAGCUGGAGUCCAUGGAGGACGGCAAGCUCAAGACAGCUGCUGGGGACAUCGACAGCACCCUAAAUGAAUGUCACUUCAAGACCAUUGUUCAUGGGGACGCCAAAUUGGCAAAUUUUUGUUUUACCCAAGGAGGACGGGAUGUUGCGGCAGUUGACUUUCAGUAUGUUGGCGGAGGCUGUGGAAUGAAAGACGUUAUUUAUUUAUUGGGAAGUUGUCUGGAGGGGCGAGAGUGUCAAAAGAAAGUGCCAGGCUUGUUGACCCAUUAUUUCAAAGAGCUAAAGUCGUCGGUUAACAAAGAGGUGGACUUUGCUGCCCUCGAGGCGGAGUGGACAGAGAUGUUCGCGUUUGCAUGGGCAGACUUCGAUCGUUUCCUGCUGGGGUGGAUGCCUGGACACUUGAAAAUAAACUUUUACAGCCAACAGUUAACCAAUGAAGUACUACGAAAAUUAGAGCAGUAAACUGGAAAUAUGAAAAAUUCAAUGAAGUCAGCUCAGUGGUUUUAGAAACAAACCUGCAACAUGUGUACACACCUACAACACACAUCUUUAGCAAAUUAAUAUACUCCACUGUAAAAUAGAUUAUCUUUAUUAACUCAUUUACUCAGUCAUUUAAAACGAGUAGCAUACAACUUAAUUAUUGUGUCAGAUAAGUACUGUUUUCAACAUAUUUUAUUUCCAAAUGCAACAUAGUUAAUUUGGAAAUCCAUCUUCCCACAGUCCAUAAACAUCCAAGAAAAAGUGUCAAAAUGUGAAAAUAAAAAAAUUAAAAAUUAAAAACAUG
Messenger RNA from Gadus morhua (Atlantic cod), 1644 nucleotides. It is a transcript of the gene pkdc, whose product is annotated as protein kinase-like domain containing. NCBI's taxonomy places the organism in Eukaryota, Metazoa, Chordata, Actinopteri, Gadiformes, Gadidae. The record is from RefSeq and is a predicted model, not a curated record. Bases 375 to 1322 code for a protein of 315 amino acids. The transcript has 2 exons.